Messenger RNA from Laetiporus sulphureus 93-53, 1949 nucleotides. RefSeq lists its product as uncharacterized. The transcript is spliced from 4 exons. The coding region runs from base 253 to 1752 and encodes 499 amino acids. The record is from RefSeq and is a predicted model, not a curated record. NCBI's taxonomy places the organism in Eukaryota, Fungi, Basidiomycota, Agaricomycetes, Polyporales, Laetiporaceae.
GGUUGAUCACCAUCACUGGAAUCAGAUGUGGCCAGUGUCUAUUUUGCAAUUGGUGUACCCUGGAAUUCUGAUACCGCUCCCACGCAUGUGACUACAGGCUACAGGAAGGAAUUUAAGGGGCUCGUGCAAGGGGCGGUGCAUCGUGUCUUUUACUAUACGCCAACUCAGCCACAUUUGAACAUCGCGAGUCUACUUACAACUCGCCUCCCCUCAUCCCAACUCGGCGCGGCAACACUGAACUGACUUGCGACGAUGCUGCCCUCCCCUGUCCGAUCUGCGCUCGACAUCAAGCUUGCUAUAGACCAUGCUGCAGAGUAUCUCGAGCCUAUAGGGGUGUGCAGAACGAAGAUGGAGAUGUGGCGAAAGUGCUAUUCUUGCAUGGACGACGAGGCCAGCGAAGUCGAGUCCACCGAGGGCAGUGAGGACUCGACUACUGACGGAGCAGCCGCAAGCGAAGAUAAUGAGACGGGCAUCCGACUCCUGCAGGAGCUCUAUGCCAAUCGAGAUCCGCCUCUUAAGGAUGGUGUUUUAGGAGAGCCGUUCAGUCUUGACAUCACACGUGCAGGCUGCGAGUUCUCUGGAGAGAUCGUGCACCAGCCCUCAAUCGAUCAAUCCGGCGAAAACGACAUGAAAGUGAACGACAACCGCGUGUCGCAAUGGUUCGAAAAUGCGACAGUCUCUCCCUUCGGAGACGUUCAAGCACAAGAGAACAAAGUCGACGAGAACGUUCGCAAUGCUCGAGAGAUUCUCGCCUCAGAGUUCCGUGUGUCCCCGGACCUUUGUCAUGAAAUCGCGACGAUUUGGGACCAGAAUUUUCUGCCACCCGGGGUGCGCGUUGAGCCAUACAAGAUUCAUUUGUAUGGGCCAGGCGGGAGAUUCCGCACGCACAAGGACACCCCGGAAAAGGGUCUCGUGGGGACCUUCCUCCUCGGUCUCGGAGACUCAACACCCGAUGACGGCCACUUGGAGGUUCUCGACGAUUGUUACAGGGCCGAUGCGGGGACUUGGGUAGCGUUCCACCCGAGCGUUCCACACGAAGUUACUCCCAUCGAGGACGGGUAUCGCGCCGUCGUCGCCUUCAAAGUGUUCAAGCGGGAGCCCGCGCCUGGUGAGGAAGUAAUUGCGCUAUCUCAAGACACCAUGCAAGAGAAGAUGCGCCCACGGAUGGACCGUGCGUUUGCCGUGAUGCACGCGCCGUUCGGACUCUUGCUCGAACAUCAAUAUUGCAUGGUGACAACCGAGUUCAACGGGUUUGACAGCAUGUUGUGCGACGUGGUGGUGAAGACCGCGCAGAAGCAUGGCUCCGGCGUGCAUUUUCUCCCCGUCCUGACUAGGUUCAACGGGCUCUACUAUUUCGACACUGACUCGGCCGGCCCGCCUGAGGCCGAGGCGCCAGUGUAUCCCUUGACAGAGGCGCAUGUGAAUGCGAUUCUGCAGGCGUUCCGCAGCAGGGACGUGCGGUCUAGGUAUGAGGAAUACAUGACAGCCAAAGGCAGACGUUACCUUAAGAUCACUACGCUUGACGUGAAGACGGGGCAAGAGUGGCUCGACUCGCUCAAAGACGUGCCGUUCUACGCCUUGGACUUUGAAAAGAGUUCCCUGGUCUGGAAAGAGGACAUUGAGCAAGGGGCAGAUUACACGGGCAACGAAGCGAAACCGGAGACUGAGGACAGCAUCUAUCUAUCUUACGCAAUGGUCGUGGUCCCUGAGGAGAAACGUGGUAAGAAGAGAAAGGCCAAGAACGAGUUGUAACGCCCUGUGAAAGCUGGAGACAGAUGGCUAGAGUUCAAUUGGUUUGUUGCUCAGAAGCACGGCUUUCCUACCAUUCUAAUUGAGGGUCGCAGCGCGUAUAGUUGAUAGUUGAUGAUGUCGAACUCAGAAUGUAGCUCGGAUGUUCUGCGUGCGUUACGUAGACAUCAACUAGGUUUGAAGCAACGUGUUUACUUGCG